Molecule: messenger RNA, 2878 nt
Organism: Chenopodium quinoa (quinoa)
Lineage: Eukaryota; Viridiplantae; Streptophyta; Magnoliopsida; Caryophyllales; Amaranthaceae
Product: probable xyloglucan 6-xylosyltransferase 5
Exons: 1
Coding region: 825-2129 (434 amino acids)
Biological process (GO): xyloglucan biosynthetic process
Cellular component (GO): membrane; trans-Golgi network; endosome
Molecular function (GO): hexosyltransferase activity
Source: RefSeq, a predicted model, not a curated record
AUGAAAGGUAUAUGUCAUUUGACAUGAUUGAGAUGUCUUAGACACGUCAUCAUACAAUACAUGUCAAACAUAUACGGGAUAUAUUAUCUAUAUGAAGUGUCCGUGCAACCUAAAUAACCAUCUUUUUUUUUUAAUCGGGGAAGGUACAUGAUGCAAAUUGUAUCUUAUUACAAGAAUAGACCAAAAGUGGCAUAUAAUAUAACCAUCUAGAUACAGAAUAUACCAAGUUGCUAAUGUGACAUAUAAUCAUAUAUACAUGAUUUUUUUUUAAGUUAGUGUUAGGUUCCAUUUCUUUACUGCUACAGAGAAUUAUGACAGCAAAAAGUCAAUAUGAAGUUGACAAGUAUUCUGAAUGCAACUACCCAACAGAAAAUGAGACAAGACAACAUCAUAAAAAUCAACUCUCUUAGAAAAAGACUGGCUAAAUAAUAAUCCCAUAUUUCAUGCGACGGACUAUAUAGUAUAUACUACCUGUAUAAUCAUGCUCAAAUGGAAAUUGAUAUUGGUAGCACACUUUCUUACAACUUCUAAGAUUCCAGAAAUAGAAAACACAAUCAACAAAUUAAAUAUGGAUACAAUCAAUUGAAAAAUCAAACAUUUGAUACAUACCCCCUGCGCGUCAAAGCCAGCUCACAGAAAUAAAAUAAAAAUAAAAAUUUAUUAUUCCAUUAAAUAAGUGCUUUGCAAUACCCCUAUUAAUAAUCUUCAAAUCUUAGUUUUUCAAAAGUAUUGUAACAAGUUUAAAAGAGAGAAGGGUGUUGAAAAGAAAAUUUAUUCAACCAUCCAUUUAUACGUUCAUAUAGUGUAUUGUAUCAUUUUGUUGAAUGGGUCAUGCAGACACUGCAAACGGGAAACCGAGCUCAGGGUUCCUGAGAGAGCGACAACAGACGCUGAAGACUGUCAAUAACAUAAAGAUCACAGUCUUAUGUGGGCUCAUAACCAUCCUUGUGCUUAGAGGCACUAUUGGAGUUGGUGAUCUCAUUGGUUCCUCAUCCGAAGCCAAAAAAGACCGAGCCCUCAUUGAGGAGACUAAUAGGAUACUUGCUGAAAUCCGUUCUGGGAAGGACUCGUCUGACCCUGACGGUCAAGAAGAGCCACCCUUCAACCCCAAUGUGACCUACACAUUGGGGCCAAAGAUUGACACCUGGGAUGUCCAGCGUAGGAAUUGGCUUAAGCAAAACCCGGAUUUUCCGCGUGUUGUAGGUGGGAAAGGCCGGAUUUUGCUUGUGACAGGUUCACCUCCUAAUCCAUGUGAUAACUCAAUUGGGGAUCACUAUUUGUUAAAAGGGGUGAAGAAUAAGAUUGAUUACUGUAGGUUGCAUGGGAUUGAGAUUAUGUAUAACAUGGCUCACUUAGACAGGGAGAUGGCAGGGUACUGGGCGAAACUGCCGUUGAUUAGGAAGCUGAUGCUCUCUCACCCUGAGGUAGAGUGGAUUUGGUGGUUGGAUAGUGAUGCACUUUUCACCGAUAUGGUGUUUGAGAUUCCAUUAGAAAAGUACAAAGAUCAUAACCUUGUGAUCCAUGGGUACCCUGAUUUGUUAUUCGAGCAGAAAUCAUGGAUUGCACUCAACACCGGAAGCUUUCUCCUACGAAAUUGUCAAUGGUCUCUGGACUUGCUUGAUGUUUGGGCACCUAUGGGUCCUAAGGGCGUGGUAAGGGAUGAUGCCGGGAAGCUCCUAACUGCAAAUUUGAAGGGAAGACCAGCUUUUGAGGCAGAUGAUCAAUCUGCAUUGAUAUACUUGUUGAUUUUCCAAAAAGAGAAGUGGAUGUCUAAGGUGUUUGUUGAGAAUUCGUACUACUUGCAUGGAUUUUGGUUGGGUUUAGUGGACAAAUAUGAAGAAAUGGCUGAGAAGCACCAUCCUGGAUUAGGGGAUGAGAGAUGGCCGUUUGUAACUCAUUUUGUCGGGUGCAAGCCUUGUGGAAGUUAUGGGGAUUAUCCAGCUGAAAAAUGCUUGAAGAGUAUGGAGAGGGCAUUCAACUUCGCCGACAAUCAAGUUCUUAAGCUCUAUGGGUUCAGGCAUAGGGGCUUAUUGAGUCCUAACAUCAAAAGAUUGAGAAACGAAACAGACAACCCUCUCAAUGUUGUGGAUGAACAUGAUAUCCGAAGACAUAUUGUCAUUGGUUCAUAAAGGAGUCAUUGGUUCAUGAAAGAGUUAGUAUCACCACUUUUGGCUAAUGAACACCAAAUUUUGGCUGAUGAACGUCGUUUCAAUGGAAUUUUUAUAUUGUAAGGUUUAGUUAAACAGGAAAUUUUUGGUCUAAUUACAUAAUUGUCCACAGUUUUAUACGGAGUACUAAUGAUUCAUGUAUACUUACAAUCAAUAUACGUCUAUGACGAAUUCGAAAAUUAUGCUGUGGAUCUUGUUUAAAUCGUCAAAAUGUUGCCAAAGCAGCACUCUUUUUCAUGUCUAGAAACAAUGGCCCAAAAUAUCAUUCAAAUUGUAAAACUAAUUUGUCAACUACUGGACUCCAAUACGUGCAAUUUCGUGCGUAUAAAAAUGCCAAUUCAAACGUGGUUGUUUGAUGUAAAUUCUAAAAUAAAGUGUGUUGAUAAAUAGUGACCUUCCUAUACACAGCACGAUUGCCAGCUUCAACUACCCGGCAAAUUGCAUCAUUAUUUUGGUCAUUAAUAAUCACAAUUUAGCUAAACUGUCAGCUACUGUAAAGAAACUUGUCUAAUGCAAGUAGGGAAAAUCUCCUGAGAAGAUUAAUCUGACUCAGCUGUAAUGUUGAUUCAUGCAACUUUCCGAACAUACGCAACAAAGGAAGAUUGUUUUGGAUAAUGGGUAUCAGUCAAGAUAACAAAGGACAAUGACAUACUAACAAGUUCAAAUCAGAUUUCAUUGCAAAUGCAGGUAGCACUCGUUUGGCAACUAUC